Parnassius apollo (apollo) is the source of this 5658-nucleotide messenger RNA. NCBI's taxonomy places the organism in Eukaryota, Metazoa, Arthropoda, Insecta, Lepidoptera, Papilionidae. The record is from the annotation of a GenBank genome assembly.
AUGCAUCGACUUUUUGCUGAGCUGGAGCCAUCUGUAACCGUCACCGAGCAAAACCUUGCAGACCGAGUUCGAUAUAUCUUGCGCUCAAAUACAUUUGAUGUCACCGAACUCGAACGGCUACGACGUGAGGCUGUUCCUUCAUCGGGUGAAAAUGCUGCGGCUGAGGAUGCGGCGCCACAACUUGCUGAGCAAUCGGCAAAUGUGAAUGCCGCCGUAAAUACGCCAGUUGUGGUUGAUUCAAACGAUGAUGGAACAGUCGCCCAGGAACUGGAACUAGAGCAAAUGAGGAGUACAUUGGAAGAGGCGAUUGUGGAAACGCGCAGUACGUCUCUCGAAAAUCGACCGCGACUUCCCCGCUUAGCCCAAAGCAAGCAGAAUCGAGCUGUCGUGAGGGCUCUGAACCCAAUGCUGGUUACCUAUUUGGAAGCCAGCCGGGACCUUUGCGAGACGGACUCAAUUCUUUUUGGCGCCGCACUGGCAGUCUGCCGUAUUAUAGGCGCCAAACUUUCCACGGCUGGACGCGCUACUGGACAAAGUAGUGCUAUCCCAGCCAGGAGAAUAAGAACUGAAGAACGUAUCGCAAAGGCUAGGGCCCUCAUCGGCAGACUGAUAUGCUUCAGGUCAGGCAAUACCAGGCCAAGGAUUGUGCGCACCGUUAGGAUGGCGUUUGUUGGGACAAAUGUUAGCUUGUCCCAGCCGGAUAUAAUGCAUAAACUGACGGAGCGCGUAGACGACCUGAAGCAAAGAAUCGCUGCUUGGGGAAAGCGUAUUCGGCGCUAUACCGAGAGGUCGACACGGUUCAAUCAGAAUCGUCUCUUCCAGAGUGAUCAGAAGAAGCUCUAUAAAUCAUUGGAGCGACCAAUAGUAAGUGGAACGGGCCCAGCACCAAAUCAGGCCGACACAGUCAGAGUAAACCACAACGAGGGCCCUUGGACGGAAGUUGUGGCGAGUCAGUGUGCGGAACCAAGAUACGAGACAGCGUACGCGUGCGAAGGAAAAACACUGAAGAUUGGCUGCGCGGAAGGUUCAGUUAUCCACCUCAUCAGAGCUAACUAUGGAAGGUUCUCCAUCACGAUCUGCAAUGACCACGGGAAUACUGAUUGGAGCGUUAACUGCAUGUCAACGAGGAGUUUACGGGUUUUGCAUAGCAGAUGCAGUAUGCACCAAAACUGCAGUAUAUUAGCCAGCACGAAUAUGUUUGGUGACCCGUGUCCGAACACGUUGAAGUACCUCGAGGCGCAUUAUCAGUGUGUUCCUGCUUCAACAACUAGCACAACCAAUCGGCCAUCACCGCCAUGGCUUAUCACCUCCCAGCCAACAGUAUGGCGGUCCACCAUUCCUCCUAUACCGAAGAGUCCCGUGCAAACGCAACAGACAGAACGCAAGAAGCCCACUGUUAUAACGCCGCCAACAUUCAGGCCUCAUAUCACAUUACCACCGGAAGUGAGGCUUGGUGACAUUGGUACAAAAAAGCCAACAACUCGACAACCAGAUUCAUCAUCAGAGAAGGACCCAUUACAAAUCCCUCAUGACCACGUACCUGAAGUCAAGGAAGAAAUUCCAAAGGUUGCUGAACCAGAGAGCAUACCGAAGAAUGAGAAACCGAUUAAGGACCGUGAGGAAGGAAUCGCACCAGUCACGGAGGCACCCAUGCAGUGGCCGGCGAAAGAUGAAGACUCAGAUUCCACUUCACCAGUCCACAUGCCACCGAAGGAGAACCGAUCGCCGGAAAUAGACGGAGAGAACGCAUACGACACUAAGAUCUAUUCAACAAGUUCCACACCAAACAGGAGAGCAGCCUACUGUCCACAAGUAAUCGCUCGAGGAUUACACUGGAACUGGACUCAAGCAGGCCAGUACGCUGUCCAGCCUUGCCCCGGUGGAGCAACUGGCUUGGCGAGGUGGACAUGUACACUGACAACGCACCAGCAUUUAGUGGAAGACGAGCGGCCGAGAAGACGCGGUAUCGGCUUACAAUCAGGAGAGAACUACCAUGACUUAGGACUCGAUCAGCCCAGCGAAAGGCAGUUACAAAUUAUAAGAAGGCUUGGCUCCGAAGCAUUACUUAAGGGUCGUGAUGGUGAUUCUCCGGAGCAUUUGAUCGAUUAUCGAGGAAGUUCAAGUAUGCCUGAUGCUCAAAUUUCCGGUCACGGGGCUAUUUCGAAUGGUGAUUUUACUUAUACCGAUUCGAUUCCCGAAUGGCACGGAGCGACACCUGACCUCAGCGAGUGCCGAUCCGUGUGGUUGAACAGCUUAGAAGCCCGUGUGAGGGAAGGAGAGUCCUUACUCAGUAUCAGUAAUGAUCUGGCACAGGUAACAUCUUCAAAAACGUUAUACGGAGGCGACAUGAUGACAACAACGAGUAUAAUGAAGAAGUUAGCGCAACGCAUGUCACAAAACAUGCAGACUUUUCCCGACCCUCGUCAGAGAGAGACCUUUGUUGCUGACAUGCUUUUAGGAGUCAUUAAAACUGGAUCAAAUCUUCUAGAAGAAAGCCAACGCGCUUCUUGGUUGGAUCUGAGCACAGAAGCUCAGAACCGCGUCGCGAGCGCCUUGCUCACACAACUCGAAGAAAACGCUUUCCUUCUAGCAGAUGCGGUGACCAAAGAGAAAACAAUACUUCAGAUUGUUAAAAAUAUUUGUCUUUCUGUAAGGGUGUUAGAAGUGAAAAGUGUCGAAGACGAAACGUUUCCAUCCGUUAUCGCUCAAGAACAAUGGAAGGCUUCUGAAGACACCAUUACUAUUCCUAAGGCUGCCUUGAUAGAUAAUCGUCAAAAAGACUUGGUUCGAAUCGUGUUUUUUGCCUUCGAUCGCCUCGAGCAAAUACUUCCACCGACUUUUGGCAAAACUCCGCAAUUCGCUGCAUAUGCGUCAGAUCCUUCAUCAUCUGCCGCAACAAGUAUCAAUUCAGAGAGAGAAAAGAAGAAUAUAACGAGGGUUUUGAAUUCAAAGGUAAUAUCAGCGAGCUUAGGCAACGGUCGCCACAUACAACUGUCGCAAAUGGUGCGACUCACUAUGAAACAUUUGAAGACUGAAAACGUAACUAACCCAGUUUGUGUAUUCUGGGAUUAUACCCUACAUGGCUGGUCUCCUGAAGGCUGUCAAGUGGAAUGGUCCAAUCUAACCCAUACUGGUUGUGCGUGUUCUCACCUUACGAACUUCGCGAUAUUAAUGGACGUCCAUGGAGUCGCAUUAAGCCACGCCCACGAGAUGGCGCUGCGGCUUAUAACGCUGAUUGGUUGCGGAAUAUCGUCUAUUGCCCUUGUCGCUGCUAUUAUUGUGUUCCAGUGCUGUAGGAAUAUGAAGUCGGACCGAGUGUUAAUCCACAAACAUCUGUGCUGGUGUCUCUUGAUAGCCGAGAUAAUAUUCAUGGUGGGGAUAGAUCAGACUCAGGAUAGAAUUCUAUGUGGCAUCAUAGCUGGUCUACUCCACUAUUUCUUCUUGGCUGCAUUCGCUUGGAUGUUCUUAGAAGGAUUUCAUCUAUACGCAAUGUUGGUGGAAGUAUUCGAGCCUGAACGCCCUCGCGCCCGGUGGUACUGCGCGGGUGCAUAUCUAGCUCCGGCUUUGAUUGUUUUGGCUUCUGCGGCUGCGUAUCCAACUGGCUACGGAACGCCGCAAAGCUGCUGGCUUUCCACGGAUCAUUUGUUUAUCAUGAGCUUUGUCGGACCAGUAGCUUUGGUUGUUACGGCCAAUUGGAUUUGCUUGGGUCUGGUUAUUUACAUGAUGUGUCAUCACACCAGUGUAUCCAUCAAAGCGAAAGAAAACUCAAAGCUGUAUAAAAUAAAGGUUUGGCUGAACACUUCGGUGGUACUAGCGGUACUUCUUGGUUUAACUUGGACCUUUGGUGUCUUGUAUCUCAACGAACAGACAGUGGGAAUGGCUUACGCUUUCACUAUACUCAAUUCAUUCCAAGGUCUCUUCAUCUUCGUGUUCCACUGCUUGUUGAAUGAGAUCUUCCAGAAGGAAUGCGCACGUCUCGGUCGUCGACAUCCUUGGCUCUCCUGCUGUUUAUACUUCACUACGCAGUCAUCACAACCAUUGCCACAUAAUAUGCCAGCCACAGCAUCUUCUUCCAAUCACGUGGAUACACGUCAGGGUUCAGUAAAAAGUCGUAGAUAUCAUCAAAGUACGGCAGCCGAUGAGGAUAUUGUCGAUCCACGAGACGUGACGAACUCAACAAACGCUUCGGUGGCAGCAUCAACGACAAACAACCUCGUCAUCAACAACCUGAAUGUUGUUGUCAACAACAACAACCACAACAACAAUAACGUUAUCAAUAACGCAGCGGUAGCUUCCUUAGCUGCUGCAGCGGCUGCCCAUAAUUACCACUCCCAUAGAAAUAGAAGAAACUCUCAGGAGAAUCAGAAUUUCAGUCCUUCGUCCAACUUUGGUCCUACUCUCAAUGCUACAGCGGCUAAUUUCGCUCACAAUAUCCCUGAAAGAGAACCACCCGCGGCAAUGACGCAUUUAAGAAGUUCUAUUAAUCCUGGCAGUGGUAGAUACCCGCAAGGAUACCGGCAAAAUAGUUACAACAUUCAACCGGAGCCAUCAAGGUGGAAUGUCCGACCAACCGCACCUAUAUACGUGCCAAAUGACGAAACAAGAUCAGUUCGGGCACCGACGCCACAAAAUAUACCUCGUAGCUCCUCACACACACAAAGUAUAGCGUCAAUGCAUAGCUACAGGAAUAAUAUUGAAGUACCGAAUGAAUACCAGAACUUAAGGUCGCGGUCGCCAUCUUGUUUCUCGAACAAGAUGGCGGCAUCGAUUGGCGCGAACGACUGGGCACUAAUGGCGAACACGAUCGGUGGCAAUGUCUGGAAGAACACUUCUUCUAAGCAUCACGUAGGGAACACGUCGACUCUUCCUCACCACGACACGCUAACCAGGCAACUCCAACAAAACCACAUUCACAGCCCUUACGAAUGUGAAGCACCACUAGCACCCGGAUCACCGCGUCACGUUAAGGACGAGGAGAGUCCCCUCCACAAUCCACAAGGCUACCAAACCACCAGGAGCUACAACCAGGACUUCAGAAACCCGCACGUUUUCAUGUCCCAACAUUCCCCCGGUAGCCAGGAGAUGAUCUUCCGGAAGCAUUACAAGGACGACCGACGCAAACAUCACCAUCACCACGGAAGUCAAAAUGUGAACCAUACGUAUUCGGAAAUCGCGGCACAACAAGGCCGGCUGUACAGACGAGGGUCCGAACAGGAAUUUCGGGUGAUACAAGAUGAUCCAGUUUACGAAGAAAUCGAAAGGAACGAGACGCUAAUGUCGGAUAUGUCCGACGACAACUCCGGUCCGGACAGUUGCAGACAGAACCCUGGACAUCACGGCUCGUCCAGUUCCAAGUUCUUCGGUGAUCAUCGCCCCUUGAUAUCUUACAGUCCUGGAGACAGGCAUCAUCACGAACAGGAGCAUUAUGGAAAGUACGGAAAAUGGGACACCUUGGAUCGGGCGUACGACAGACACGCAUAUGAAAGCGGCAGAUUGGUACACCCAUAUCACCAGCCCCAGGAAAGUAAUAUGAGGGCUCUGGCAGCUGUUCUUAACGGAGAAAACAACGUCGUAUGUCACUUAGAGCCGCACAACUCCUACGACGUUUAUCAACCGCAAAGCGGGAACCCCAGGACUGUUUCGCAACCCAGUUUCUAA